Molecule: messenger RNA, 1667 nt
Organism: Xenopus tropicalis (tropical clawed frog)
Lineage: Eukaryota; Metazoa; Chordata; Amphibia; Anura; Pipidae
Gene: akap8l
Product: A-kinase anchoring protein 8 like
Cellular component (GO): nucleus
Molecular function (GO): DNA binding
Source: RefSeq, marked provisional
CGGACCAAAAGAGAUACCCGUCGGCCAAUGCGAAAUCACUUCGAUGAGUGACCGCAAAAAGUGCCAAUCAUGAGCAGGCGUGUGUAGGAGGACAUGGCCUGUCGCCCAUAGCAGCACCCAGAAGGCGGGGCAAGAGCAGGAAGCCAGAGAGGGGCGUUUCGCUGGCGGCUUCAGCGGAGGAAUGGAUGACAGAGGAGGAGCUGGGUAUAUGGGAGGCUAUGACUCCUACAGAUAUGAUUAUGGGCAAGACUCGGGGCACAGCUAUAGCUCAAAAUCCUGGCAGACGUCCUACCCUAUGUCCUCCAGUGAUGAUCCUGGUGAUGGCACAGAGGCCCACCACAUGACAAGCAGAUACAGUUCCUACGACAUGAGUGAUCGGAUGGGGUUUGGCUCCUCUGAGCCAGGUAUGGCAUAUGGCAACCGUCGGGAAAUGCGUCAGUCAUACCCUCCCCAACGUGGCUGGGGCGGAGGACACCGCAGAGCAAUGCGGGGAAAUUUAGGGGCUUCAGGAGCAGGCCGAGGACCAGCGCGGCCUCCCCCACUUCUCAACCCUAUGCCCUACUCAGAAAUGGCAGGUUUUCAGGGACUGAGGGCAUUCACUGGGAACUCUUAUUUUGGAGGAGGAUUCAAGCAGAAGACUAAGAGACUUAAUAGGGAAAGGGCACGGCAGAAAAAGGCUGCAGAAGGUGAAGGGCCUCCUCCAGAAAAGAAAGGAAAGUCGGCAACCAGCACGGAGGAUGCUGAGGAGGCGGAGUCAGAUGGGAAUGGAGCGAAUGUGGAGUCAGCAAAGGCCACUAAGAAUGAUGGGGAUGAUAAUGAAGUUGAUGAGAAAGAAACCGCUGAGAAUGAAAAAAGUACAGAAGAGAAAAAAGCAGCAGCGCGGAGGCAACAGGAGACACAAAGCAAGCACCUGCGAGACCGAAUGGUAGAGAGGAUUCAGUUUAUCUGCUCACUGUGCAAGUUCCGUACAUUUUAUGAAGAAGAAAUGUCAAAUCACCUUCAAAGUGACUUCCACAAGGAACAUUUUCGCUACAUAGGGGGGAGGCUUCCCAAGCAGCAAGCUGAUUUCCUAGAGGAAUACGUCAGGCAUAAGGCAAAGAAAACAGAGGAACGGCGUGUGGUUGUAGAAGACCUUAGUUCCACAAUCCAACAAAUCUACCGUGACCAAGACCUCACUCAGGGUCUGGGACUGGAACAUUUCAUCAAGAAGGUCGAAGCUGCUCACUGUGCGGCUUGUGAUAUCUUUAUUCCAAUGCAUUUUUCUGCCUUACAACGACAUCUCAAAUCCCCGUUACACAAUCAGAACCGAAGGAAUACGAUGGAGCAGUCUAAAAAAUCUGCGUUGGCGGUUGCGCGAAGUAUCCUGAAUAAUAAGCAUAUCGGCCAGAAACUGCAGCGCUAUAUUAAGGGUGAGAAUCCUUUCACAGAUGAUCAAGAAGAAAACCUGGAAGGUGAUAAUGCGCCCGGACAUAUAAGCACUGAAGCCAGCACAAUGGAAGAAGAUGCACCCUCGGCAGAAUGUCCCCCUGAUGAAGGAGACAUCCAGUCUUCCCAUGAGCCUGCUGCUGCUGCUGAGCAAGAGCCAAGUACGGAAGACUUUUCACCACAAGAAUCAUGGGAAGCACAAGAAGGGGCGGAUCUGAUUUAGAGAACUGGUAAAAAAAAAA